Sesamum indicum (sesame) is the source of this 3138-nucleotide messenger RNA. It is a transcript of the gene RNR1, whose product is annotated as ribonucleotide reductase 1. Gene Ontology annotation, cellular component: ribonucleoside-diphosphate reductase complex. Gene Ontology annotation, biological process: deoxyribonucleotide biosynthetic process. The record is from RefSeq and is a predicted model, not a curated record. NCBI's taxonomy places the organism in Eukaryota, Viridiplantae, Streptophyta, Magnoliopsida, Lamiales, Pedaliaceae. Gene Ontology annotation, molecular function: ATP binding; ribonucleoside-diphosphate reductase activity, thioredoxin disulfide as acceptor.
UACAUAUGGUCCACAUGCGCCUUUCUCCACCGCUCCAUAUUCCCCGCCACCCAACUCCCUUUCUUGAAUUGGGCGGGAAAACUUGAAAGGCUCGCCAAAAAGUCACAGAAAUAGAGGGAAAUUCCUCAAACCCUAAACGCUAUUUAAAGAUAUAUCCAAAAACCUGUCUUGUAUGUAUGUGUGGGUGACUAUAUAUACAGCGCAGAGAACCCAUUUGUUGUUCGUCAGUGGUUGUACUGAAUACCUGUUCGACGAAAUUCCUCACUAGAGCGGAAUCUUGAAAUUGUUAGGGAAAUAUGUAUGUAGUGAAGAGGGACGGAAGGCAGGAGACUGUGCACUUCGACAAGAUAACUGCGAGGCUGAAGAAAUUGAGCUAUGGGCUGAGUAGCGAGCACUGUGACCCAGUUUUGGUGUCCCAGAAAGUCUGCGCGGGAGUCUACAAAGGCGUAACUACAAGCCAGCUUGAUGAGUUAGCUGCCGAGACUGCUGCCGCAAUGACUGCUAACCACCCUGAUUAUGCUUCCUUGGCUGCAAGGAUUGCUGUGUCGAAUCUUCACAAGAACACAAAGAAAUCUUUUUCUGAGACGAUCAAAGACAUGUACAACCAUGUCAGUGAGAGGUCGGGGCUGAAGGCUCCUUUGAUUGCAGAUGAUGUCUAUGAGAUUAUAAUGAAGAAUUCUGCUCGUCUUGAUAGUGAGAUCAUAUAUGACAGAGACUUUGACUAUGAUUACUUUGGAUUCAAAACCCUUGAAAGGUCUUACCUGUUAAAGGUCCAAGGCAAGGUUGUUGAGAGGCCUCAACACAUGUUGAUGAGGGUUGCCGUUGGUAUCCACAAGGAUGAUAUUGAUUCAGUUAUAAAAACAUAUCAUCUGUUGUCUCAGCGAUGGUUCACUCAUGCAUCUCCUACCCUUUUCAAUGCUGGAACACCAAGACCACAAUUGAGCAGCUGUUUCUUGAUAUGCAUGAAAGAGGAUAGUAUUGAGGGCAUAUAUGAUACACUCAAGGAGUGUGCUGUUAUCAGCAAAUCAGCUGGAGGGAUUGGUGUCUCUGUGCAUAACAUCCGUGCUACUGGAAGUUAUAUACGUGGAACAAAUGGAACUUCCAAUGGCAUUGUUCCAAUGCUUCGAGUGUUCAAUGACACAGCUCGAUAUGUGGAUCAAGGGGGUGGCAAGAGGAAAGGUGCUUUUGCUGUGUAUUUGGAGCCAUGGCAUGCUGAUAUCUUUGAGUUUCUUGAUCUGAGGAAAAACCAUGGAAAGGAGGAGCACCGAGCAAGAGAUCUAUUUUAUGCUCUUUGGGUACCUGAUCUAUUUAUGCAAAGAGUUCAAUCUAAUGGACAAUGGUCAUUGUUUUGUCCGAAUGAGGCUCCUGGGUUAGCUGAUUGUUGGGGUGAAGAAUUUGAAGCUUUAUACACUAAGUAUGAGAGAGAGGGAAAAGCCAAGAAGGUUGUUCAGGCUCAGAAUCUGUGGUUUGAAAUCUUGAAAUCCCAAAUUGAAACUGGAGUUCCUUAUAUGCUUUAUAAGGACACUUGCAAUAGAAAAAGCAACCAGCAGAAUCUGGGUACCAUAAAAUCCUCUAAUUUGUGUACUGAGAUUAUUGAAUACACAAGUCCUACAGAAACUGCUGUCUGCAAUCUGGCAUCAAUUGCUCUACCACGAUAUGUCAGAGAGAAGGGGGUGCCGAUGGAAGCACAACCAACGAAGCUUGUUGGCAGCAUAGGUUCUAAAAAUCGAUACUUUGACUUUGACAAAUUGGCCGAGGUCACUACAAUAGUUACUACAAACCUUAACAAGAUAAUUGAUGUGAAUUAUUAUCCUGUGGAAACUGCAAAAAGGUCUAAUUUGCGUCACAGGCCAAUAGGAAUUGGGGUACAAGGACUUGCAGACACUUUUAUCUUGCUUGGAAUGGCAUUUGACUCUCCAGAGGCUCAGCAGUUGAACAAGGAUAUAUUUGAGACCAUAUACUACCAUGCACUAAAGGCAUCAUGCGAGCUAGCUGAAAAAGAAGGCCCAUAUGAAACUUAUACUGGCAGUCCUGUUAGCAAGGGAAUUCUUCAGCCAGAUAUGUGGGGAGUGAAGCCUUCAGAUAGAUGGGACUGGGAUGCUCUUAGGGAAAUGAUAGCAAAGAAUGGAGUGAGAAAUUCACUUCUAAUAGCACCCAUGCCCACUGCUUCAACAAGCCAGAUUCUUGGGAACAAUGAGUGCUUUGAACCAUACACCUCUAAUAUUUACAGUCGCAGAGUUCUGAGUGGAGAGUUUGUUGUGGUGAACAAGCAUCUUCUUCAUGAUUUGACCGAGAUGGGUCUUUGGUCUCCAGCUCUUAAGAACAGGAUAAUAUAUGAGGAUGGUUCUGUUCAAAAAAUUCCUGAGAUUCCUGAAGAACUUAAAAUCAUUUACAAGACUGUUUGGGAGAUCAAGCAACGGAUCUUGGUUGAUAUGGCUGUUGAUCGGGGAUGCUACAUAGACCAGAGUCAAAGCCUUAACAUCCACAUGGACCAACCCAACUUUGGAAAGCUUACUUCGCUGCACUUUCAUGCCUGGUCUAGGGGCUUGAAGACAGGAAUGUACUACCUAAGAUCUCGUGCUGCAGCUGAUGCUAUCAAAUUCACAGUUGACACUUCCAUGAUAAAGGAUAAGCCCAAGAUGGUAGUUGAUGAUGAUAAUUCUAAGAUGGCACAAAUGGUAUGCUCCUUAUCUAACCGUGAUGAGUGCCUCGCUUGUGGAAGUUAAGAGCUCUGUAAGAUGAGAUGAGUUUUUUCAGCUGCUCCUGUUGCUGCUAUGACAUGUAUAAGCUUUCGCGGUUUCCUGACAGUUUCGCUCUCUGCGAAUUUGUCUAGUUUCCAAAUGAUGUCUAACUUAAUUAGUAGUUAUUAUAAUAUCUACAAAGGAAAAAAAGAUAUAGGAAUUUAGCUAUCUACUAUGCGUUGUACGCAUGCUUUAGUGAUCCUAAAUGGAAGUUAACUCAAUUUCCACAAUGUCUGAACGUUUCUGUAUAUGAUAUAUGUGUAGUUGUGCUGCAAUUUAUUGCUGUGAACUUGGCAAGUAGUGAAUCUUUGUAUAGACCUGGGUUUGCUCUUUGCUUCUUGGUACAAUGUUAAAAUAGUAUUUACAAACUCAUGAAGAGAGCCUCGUCUUUCUGUAA